AGAAAAGUCGGUUCUCUGGAAAGUCAAACACUCGAAAAUCAUUCCAGCUCAAAUUUCUAACCUGUGUCCAGGUCAUCUUCUCCUCGCUCGAUGGCGAGAUUAAAGGCGUGGAUGGCAUUCAAGACCUGACAUUGUCGCCGAUUGCGGAAUGGUGGGAUAAGAAGACGCAAGAUGUCCUCGCACAAGGGAACGAUUUGGUUGCACCUGACGAAUUCGAACUGGAAGACGGAAGCGAGGGAAGCAUUCCAUCCACUCGAGGUCACCCUCCUCGAAAUAUGGGGAACGAUACGAAUAUCCCAUAUACCCCAACCAGUCCCCCUCGAGACCCGAUUCCUUGGAUGCCGCAGUCGCCGGCCAUAGCGCCGGCUCCCGGUAUCCAUCAAAACUACCACCCAAUACUUGAAGCGAGCGAUAACAGCAGCGCAGCCGCUACCCGUGUCAUGGUUGCACCCUCGACUCCACCACCGGAUCCUCUCCCUGCGCAUGCACCGAAGAGACAGCGCGAGUAUUCGCAUCCGCCCCCAACGAAAUCUGACAACAAGGAGGGCAAUCGCACAAGCAAAAAGUUAGCAGACUACUUUGGUCGGCGUAAGCAAAAACCGCGAGUUGUUGUGCGGCGGAAAGCUUGGGAUGAACAAUCAGCUCCUGCACAUUUGACGAAUUACGAGUUGGGCCCUCCAGAUCCUCCUACUGGACCGACAGAAAGGUCGACUAGUGAUAGAGGCUUACAACAGCAAAACCUUCAAAGUACGGAUAAAAAGCCAUUAACGUACAAGAAAUCUAGUAAACAAAAGCCGCAAAUUGUUGUGUGGCGGAAAGGUUGGAAUGAACAACCAGCUCCUGCACAUUUGACGACGCAGAAACGCGAUCCCGAAGCCGCUCAAGAUUACGAGUUGGGCCCUCCAGAUCCUCCUACUGGACCGACAGAAAGGUCGACUAGCGAUAGAGGCUCACAACAGCAAAAACUUCAAAGCAAGGGUGACACGCCAUCAAGCUCUAAAAAAUCCCGUAAACAAAAGCCGCGAGUUGUUGUGUUCCGGUCAGCUCGGGAUUAACCACCACCUCCUGCACAUGAACUUUCGCCUCCAGUGGUUCAAUUGACGACGCCGAAACGGGACUCUGAAGCCUCUCGAAAAUACCAGUCGGACUCCUCUCUCGAAUCGAGUCCUCCUCCCGCUACAAGGACACGGAACUAAGAUGGGAAUGUUCCUCUGAAUAUUGCUAGGAGAAAUAUCUUGUU
Messenger RNA from Westerdykella ornata, 1240 nucleotides. RefSeq lists its product as uncharacterized. NCBI's taxonomy places the organism in Eukaryota, Fungi, Ascomycota, Dothideomycetes, Pleosporales, Sporormiaceae. The record is from RefSeq and is a predicted model, not a curated record. The coding region runs from base 276 to 1055 and encodes 259 amino acids. The transcript has a single exon.